AUGCCCAGUGGAUUUAGUCUGAGAGUCACAUUUCUUACUUGGACCAGUGUAGACAGAAGUGAACUCAGCUCACUUGUUUCCUGGGACAGCUGAGUUAGGGAAUGGCUUUUGCAGAGACUUCACCACUGACCCCUCUCCGCCGGGACCUCUGUAGCCGGUCUAUCUGGCUAGCAAGGAAGAUUCGUUCAGACCUGACUGCCCUUCUGGAGUCUUACAUGAGGCAUCAAGGCCUGAAUGAGAACAUGAACUUGGAUUCCGUGGAUGGUGUGCCCACGGCAAGCACCGAUCGGUGGAGUGAGCUGACCGAGGCAGAGCGACUUCAGGAGAACCUCCAAGCCUAUCGCACUUUCCACGUCAUGUUGGCCAAGCUUUUAGAAGACCAAGAGGUACACUUGAGCCCCACCGAAGGGGACUUCCAUCAAGCAUUACGUGCCCUUCUGCUCCAAGUUUCUGCCUUUGCUUAUCAGUUGGAAGAAUUAAUGGUGCUCCUGGAACACAAGAUUCCCUCCAGUGAUCCUGAUGAGGUGCCUGUAGUGGAAAAUGGUGGUCUCUUCGAGAAAAAGCUCUGGGGCCUCAAAGUGCUACAAGAGCUUUCACAUUGGGCAGUGAGAUCCAUUCAUGACCUCCGAGUCGUCUCUUCUCAAACUGGGAUCCCAGUACAUGGAAGCCAUUAUUUUCCUAUUGACAAAAAAAUGUAGCAGUUUCCCUCUCUUCGCCCUUUUUAAUGAAAUAUAUGUGCUCUCUGAAGGCUGGAAUGGAAUGGAAUGGAAUAUAUACGUUCUCUGAGGCCUCACUUUCACAGCUGUUGAAAACUUAAAACUGGUAUUUUCAUCACAUAAGAUUGAAAACACGAAAGUGUGUGUGUG
Messenger RNA from Suncus etruscus (white-toothed pygmy shrew), 866 nucleotides. It is a transcript of the gene CNTF, whose product is annotated as ciliary neurotrophic factor. The record is from RefSeq and is a predicted model, not a curated record. Lineage: Eukaryota; Metazoa; Chordata; Mammalia; Eulipotyphla; Soricidae. The transcript is spliced from 2 exons. Bases 102 to 698 code for a protein of 198 amino acids. Gene Ontology annotation, cellular component: axon. Gene Ontology annotation, molecular function: ciliary neurotrophic factor receptor binding; cytokine activity; growth factor activity. Gene Ontology annotation, biological process: positive regulation of axon regeneration; ciliary neurotrophic factor-mediated signaling pathway; negative regulation of neuron apoptotic process.